Symsagittifera roscoffensis is the source of this 1748-nucleotide messenger RNA. Its product is annotated as phosphatidylinositol-glycan biosynthesis class W protein-like. Lineage: Eukaryota; Metazoa; Xenacoelomorpha; Acoela; Convolutidae. Gene Ontology annotation, biological process: GPI anchor biosynthetic process; protein localization to plasma membrane. The record is from RefSeq and is a predicted model, not a curated record. Bases 138 to 1550 code for a protein of 470 amino acids. Gene Ontology annotation, molecular function: glucosaminyl-phosphatidylinositol O-acyltransferase activity. The transcript has a single exon. Gene Ontology annotation, cellular component: endoplasmic reticulum; membrane.
UCGUCACUGUACAUUUUUCUUUAUUUUCUCGAAUCGUUGUAGUCGCAAUAUCCAGUGCUACAUACACAGCAGCCUCUGAUCCUUGUUUCAAUUUAUAGUUGUUUUAAAAUCACAAUUUUUUUCAGUUUUACGUUACAAUGAAUGUCUCGGAGUACAGGGAUCGUAAAUUGGAGUUUGUAUCGAAUUUGGAAGGGACUUCUAUCUGGGUUAUUCUGGUAUUAACACACCUGUUUUCAACCUUGCCGUUUAUUCGCGGUUUUUUACGUCAUCAGAUGUCAAUUCAAAAUAUAUUUCUUUUAUUUCACUUUGACUUCCUUUUCCUAAUAGUGCCAACUUUGACGUUUGUUACCUUCGCGUUUCGUAAAUUGUUUUCUUUAGCUGUUUUCGUUCACGCGAUAUUUAUAAUUUUAUGUUUUUGCUCACGAUUCAAGAAAUGCCAAACCGAGAAAGUCCUGAGGCCUAUAAUUGUAGAUGCCGACAGUAGGGAGGUUCGCUUCGUCUGUAAGUCUAUUCUCAAUAUUGUUACCGCAAUUUGUAUCUUAGGAGUUGAUUUCCAUGUCUUUCCUAGAGAACUUGCAAAAGUAGAAUGGCAUGGGACAGGUCUUAUGGGAGUCGGAGUGGGAAGUUUUGUCUUUUUCAAUGCCUUCACUACUAAUCGCCAAGAUAACUUUAAUAUGUUUAUGACAACACUUUUUUUGAUGGUUAUUGGGAUAGUGCGAUCCCUAUCUGUGUUUUUGACAGGAUACCAUAACCAUGCAUCAGAGUACGGAGUCCACUGGAAUUUCUUUUUAACUCUUUCAAUUGUGCAAAUAAUUUUGUUUUUCGGAGAAAAGUCGAUUGGUCUGAAAAAAAUUAUAACCCUGGUAGCUUCAGUUUGUCUCGUUUUACAAUACGCGUUAGUUAAAUGGUUGGGCUUCUUCAUACAAUUUAUGAAUGAUCGAUCAAACGUGGUUUUGGCCAACAUAGAAGGAAUUGUCUCGCUUCCUGGUUUUCUGCUCAUUGCUGCGAUGGGAAAAGUGUUUGGCAAACUUUAUUUAGAAAAUUUUCCAAACUUGAAAAUCGAAAGUCAAGUAGUCUUUACUGGUGCGAUAAUCGCAAUGUUCUUGUGUGUGCAGUUUUGUGUGGAAUUUUUCGUUGAAGCAGUUUGCAGACCAACAGCUAAUCUUAGUUACGAAUUAUGGAUGGCAGUUUAUAAUUUGGAUAUGAUAUGGUCCGUGAUUUGUAAUUUAUUUAUCGUUUCCUUGGUAGCAUCUUUGAGUAAUUGUAAUUUGGCGCUUAUCUAUGGUAAAUGCGAAAAAUGUUUCACGGGAGGUCGAGUUGAGUGUGGGUGUUUAUAUACAGCAGUCUACAAAAAUCAGCUGCUCUUCUUUUUAUUGGCCAAUUUGUUAACUGGUGCUGUAAAUCUGUCAGUUGACACUUUGGAAGUGGAUAACUUUAUUGCAAUAGUUAUAUGCCUAGCCUAUAUGUAUAUACUCUGCGCGGUAGUUGUGCUAAAGGAAAACUGGAUGACUCGUUAUAAAUUUGGAAGCACGAAUGAGAAAAAAAGUUGAAAAAUAUUAGCCGUGAAUUGUUUCGAAAAACCAUUAGAAUUCUUAAUUUAAAUGUAAACAAGACUGCUCGUAUUAGGGCGAAGCCUUGAAUGUUCCGAUUACCUUUUAAGGUUUAUGGAGCAGUAAUAACAUGAAAAAAUGAAAUAAAAUAAAAUGAAUUUUUUUUUCUAAAAUUUGAAAUUUUCUAAUGAAAAUCAU